AUGGCUUACCGUUUAGAAGUUCACUGUGACUCCACUGGUGUGGGGGAUCAGCUCGCCGUGGUCGGUUCCGGCUCCGAACUGGGGAGUUGGGAUCCUUGUAAGGCAAUACGACUUGAGACGUCAGCUACUGCUUUUCCAAAAUGGGCUGCUGCUGUGCCAGCUGCUCUCCUUAGCUGUGAUUUCAAGUUCAUAAUCGUCCGCGCUGACGGGCAAACAGCCUGGGAGGAGCUGCAGAAUCGCAAUUGGAAACAGAGGGCCCUCGGCGCCGCGCCUGGUGCUGUUCUAUCUUCUGCGUUCAAUGUGGACGAGCUGCAAGUUCGGCAACCGCAUGUUGACCUGCAGCGGACGGAAACCUACCGCACAGACCCGGGGAGAGCAAUCAGCUUCAAGGCCACUGUGUCGGUCUCGCAGGUACCCCACCUGGGUCAGACGGACCUUAAGAGAGACCUAUGGUGGUCGCAGGAGGACGCUGGGGGCUUGGCUGGGGCACGUCGCCGACCAAUGAAGAAGAAAGCGCUGAUAUGCCUUGCCUUUGCCGUGCCUAUGCUGUUCCGCGUGACCGGCCCAUACACUUUUGUGCGCUACGCAUCCCCAUCUUUGCAGCUGCGCUGCUCUUGCGUGGCUCGGGCUGCAAACAGCAAGAAGCAGCCUCAUCCAGCCAACGUAGAGGGGACGUUCUAUGUGGACCACACCUGUAUAGACUGUGAUACUUGCCGUUGGAUGGCUCCAGGGACGUUUGGCAGGACGACGCAUGCUCCUGGAGGUCAAAGUUAUGUCUAUCAGCAGCCAGAAGGCACCCCAGAAGUAGAUGCUGCGGUACAGGCAAUGAUCUCCUGCCCGACUGGCAGUAUCCGCACAAGUACGCCCCUGACAAAGACCAAAGACGUUUUGGAUACCUUCCCAAUUCUAGUUGACGAGCGCUUGCCUCAGGUCUUUCAUCUAGGGUACCAUAGUCCUAAAAGCUUCGGGGCAGCAAGCUAUUUUCUCAAGGGCGGAACAGACAAGAGCCCUUACAACGUAAUGUAUGACUCUCCUCGCUAUUCCUCGCGGCUAGCAAAUCUACUUGAAGCUGCUGGAGGUGUUCAACUGAUGGUCUUAAGCCACAAAGAUGAUGUAGCUGAUCAUGAGCGUUGGAAGGAGCGUUUCCCGGCAAUGACACGAGUUAUGCAUCAACAGGAUGUGCGCGGCCCAUCAUCUUGGCCUUACAUUGACAUGACUGGCAUAGAGAUGCAGCUGGACGGUGAUGGACCGUGGCAGCUGGAAGAAGGCCUCAAGGUAGUAUACACCCCCGGCCACAGCGCAGGUUCGAUUACGCUCAUCGCAGAUGCUACACGAACGGGUGGUGACGGUGUAGCUUUUACUGGCGACCACUUGGCGUUGAAUGGCCGCCUUGGGCGGCUGGACGGCUUUGCUCGGUAUUCUGACGACACUUCCCAGCAGGCAGAUUCCAUACAGAAGCUCGCUGAAGAGGAGGUGCUGUGGAUUCUGCCUGGGCACGGCCGGAGGAUUCGCUUUGAGGACCCUACCAGCCGAGAACGAGAGCUGCAGCGAGCAGCUCAGGAAUAUCGCGAUGACCCGCGUGGUCAGGGUGCCCCGGGGCCACUGUACCAGGACUUCCAAGAGUUCCUCAAGGUGCGACUGGCCCUUGCAAACGAGUACAAGGAAGCCGUCAAGCAUCAUCGGCUUCGAGCAAGUGGCUCCUGGGAUAUCCAGGACCCCACGUUGCGGCAAGAGUCUCGACGAGGGCUGGGACUAGGCAGAAUAAAGCUGCGUCAGAACAACACGCGAGCUUACCUGGCUGCCGUGGUGAACGAGCAGUCCAGGCAACGACGGGAAGCGAACUGGGCACCCAGCUUUCAGCUGGAUGAUGUCAAGCUGUCCGACGUUGCGAGAAGAAUAUCCAAGAAUGAUGCGGACUACUCGAUUGAGCGAGCCCUCAAGGAUCAUGACGCAGUCUGCUGUCCUCUGAAGCUAGGUGAACCAAGUCAUGUUGGCAAUCGCCAGGAGUCGGCAGGAAACGAGUCAAUGGAACAGCCUGAGCAGGAACCAAAUCCGCCAGCCUCCGAUGACUCAGACAUGGGGUCUCCACAGAGCGGCGGGUUCGGCAUGAAGCGGGUACCGUCUGUUGCGCUCGUCGACAGAGAGGAGGCCAAGGAAGACGAUGAUGAUGCUACCAGCAGUGUUGCUUCAUCUGGUAGACAAGCGGACAUAACCAAAGGCUUCGGCAUCUCACGAGAAAUGCUGCAUGAUCACGGGCUCCGUGCAACGGGUCGAAAGGACGACUCCGUGUGUGAAGCCAACGGGCUCGGCUCAAGAAGAACAGUUUCGCACCAUGAUCUGACAAAUGUCAAGAGUUUGAUGUGA
Symbiodinium pilosum is the source of this 2364-nucleotide messenger RNA. The record is from the annotation of a GenBank genome assembly. NCBI's taxonomy places the organism in Eukaryota, Dinophyceae, Suessiales, Symbiodiniaceae.